Messenger RNA from Cryptomeria japonica (Japanese cedar), 1017 nucleotides. RefSeq lists its product as uncharacterized. NCBI's taxonomy places the organism in Eukaryota, Viridiplantae, Streptophyta, Pinopsida, Cupressales, Cupressaceae. The record is from RefSeq and is a predicted model, not a curated record. Bases 1 to 1017 code for a protein of 338 amino acids. The transcript has a single exon.
AUGGAAAUCUAUUUGUUUGGGGGCUAUGAUGUCUGGAUGUUAUUUGUAAAUGGUUACUCUAUUCCUACUUGUCCUCCUAUUGAUCCUAAAGAAAAAACAAAAUAUGAGUGCAAUGUUGAAGCCAAAAAGACUAUUCUCGGUGGGAUAACUGAUAUUGUAUCCUUAAAGGUCAAGAAAUGUAAGCCUGCAAAAGAUGUAUGGGAUAAGUUAAAGGAAACCUAUGGAGAGGUACUAAGCACUGCUGAGUCAGACUAUGAAAAGAAAGAGAAGAGAAGAUCUCAUCUAAGUAUGGAUGACAGAAGAAGAUUAGAUUGUGGUUGUAGUGAAGAUGAAAAGGAAACUCAGUUUCGCAUUGCACAAGAAGCUUUAAAUGUGGAGAAAACAUAUCACUGUGAUAGUGCUUCUCAAUCCAGCAGGUUGGAUCCUUUUGGAAGCAAUGAAGAAAAUGAAGAAGAAGAUAAUAAUGUUGAAGUGGAUCUUGAAGGUGAGUUGGUAAGUGCUCUUGAAGAGUUGAAAAAUGUUAGGAAAGAAUUUAAGAAUUACAAAAAAUCAGUCCAAGAAGAAUGUGAUCAGUUGAGAAAAUGUCUUGAAGAGUCCAAUAAGAAUAUCAACACAUUGACAGCUCAACUAGAAGAAGCCAAAGGGAUGUGUGAAGGAAUAAAAUCAGAUUUUUAUAUCAAGAAGAGAAGGUGUGUGGAGUUAGAGCUAGAAGUGGGGACAAAAGGAAAGGAGUGUCAGAAGCUGGAAGAUGAAGUUGUGAAUCUCAAGAAGGAGCUUGAGAAGUGCCAAGAAGAUCUCAAGCUAAGAAUGAAGUAUGAAGGAAGCAUAAGUGCAUUAAACAAGAUGUUGAAUCAACAAAAGAAAAACAAAGAUUCAACUGGUUUAGGUUGUGAGGUUGGUCAAUGUUCUACCAGUGGGGAGACAUAUAAAGGAGAGAUCAACUUUGUAUCUUCAAGUCAGGAUGGUAAUGGAAAUACUUUCACAGUUGUUGCAACAAAGAAAAAUAAUGUUGAUUAA